AUGGCUGAAGCAAAAUUAGUGGUGAGUGGUGUGGGUGAGAUCCUGAAGCUGGUGAUGUCCAAGGCAAACGAGGAGAUUGGGCUUGUGUGGAAUGUCAAGGAAGAGCUGAACAAGUUAAUACGCACUGUGACUGCCAUCCAAGCAUUACUACAUGAUGCUGAAAAACAACAAGAAGAAAAGGAGACUGUGAGACUUUUCCUGAAAAGGCUUAAAGAUGUUGCUUAUGAUGCUGAAGACGUUUUGGAUGAAUUCGGUUACCAAACCACAAGAUUGAAGCUGACAAACAGCAAGGUGAGCUACUACUUCUUGCACUCAAUUUCAGUUCCUUUUAAGUCAAAGAUGGCUAAAAAGAUCAAGAAGAUAAACAUGGAGUUUGAUGACAUUAAAAGUUACAUGGAUUCAUUCAGUUUUGCAAGUGCUUCUAUACUACCCACAAAUGUUCUUCAAAAUAGAGAGACCACUAUGCCCAUAGAGACAUUCUCUUUUGUAGAUGAGUCUGAGGUUGUAGGAAGGGAUGUUGACAAGUCAGAGAUAGUAAGCAUGUUAACUAGCCCUGACAAUCAAGGUAUUAUUCUUUCUGUCCUUCCCAUAGUUGGAAUGGGAGGGCUUGGAAAGACCACACUUGCUAAACUUGCCUAUAAGGAUGGUCUUGUAGUCAAGUAUUUUGAUGAAAGAAUUUGGGUCCAUGUCUCUAUAGGUUUUGAUUCCAAGAAAAUAUUGACAAACAUCUUAGAAUCUGUCACCAAGAGAGCAUGUCAGUUUUCAUCUAUUGAACUGAUACAUCAGAAUCUUAAAGAUGAGUUGGGUCAGAAGCGGUUUUUACUUGUAUUGGAUGAUGUAUGGAAUGUAGAUUGUGAACUUAUAUCUUCUUUAAAAAUUGGUGCAAGAGGUAGCAAAAUCAUUGCUACUACUCGUAUUGUUGAAGUUGCAUCAAUGAUAGGCACACUUGCUACAUACCACCUUAAAAACUUAUCAGAAGAUAACUGUUGGUCCAUUCUCAAGAAUAGAGCAUUUGGAAAUGGAGGGGCUGAAGAGACUCCAAAUAUGGUGGCAAUAGGGAAAGAAAUUGUCAAAAAGUGUGGAGGUGUACCAUUGGCCGCCAAAUCACUAGGAGGCUUGAUGCGUAUCAAGAAAGAUGAACAAGAGUGGUUAUCAAUAAAGAAUAGUGAGAUUUGGGAUUUACAACCUAUGGGUAAAGAUGGAAUCCUUCCUGCACUAAAAUUGAGCUAUGAUCACUUGCCAUCACCUUUGAAACAAUGUUUCUUAUAUUGUUCGAUUUUUCCAAAGGGUGCUUAUAUCUUAAAAAAUGAUCUAAUCCAACAAUGGAUGGUAUUAGGGUUCCUCCAACCAUCCAUAGGAGGUAGGCCAAUGGAAGAUAUUGGAAAUGAUUACAUCAACUAUUUGUUGUGCAAUUCAUUCUUCCAAGAUGCUGAGAAAACUACUAUUGGUGAGAUAAUGAAGUUCAAGAUGCAUGAUCUUGUUUUUGAUUUGGCACAUUCUCUUUCAAGGUCUGACAAUGCAACUGUUGGGGUUGCAGAGUUUAAAAACAACUCUGAUGUUGUUCAUUUGAGAUUAUUGUAUAUGGAUGGUGACAUAAAAAAGAUUCAAGAAGGCUUAUGUAUGGCAAGAAAUUUGCGGUCAUUGCAUUUGGAAUGCAUAGGAACCAGAACUUCCAUUUGCAACAAUGUCCUUGAUAUUCUGUUCAAAAAAUUCAAACAUUUACGGGUUCUACAUUUACCUAAUUGUGGAAUUAAAGAGUUACCAUCCUCCAUUAAGAAGUUGAAACACUUAAGGUACUUUAACCUCAGGGGCAAUCCAAUUGAAGCAUUACCUGAAUCUAUCACCAGCCUUUACAAUUUGCAGACACUGGACCUUUUACUUUGUCCUGUAAAAGAGCUUCCUCUAGAUAUGAGAAAAAUGGUAAACUUGAGGCAACUAAUGGUUUAUCAAAAAGGUGGAUGUUUGAUUAGUCAAAUGCCAAUUGAGAUGGGAAGAUUAUUCUGCCUCAAUAAUUUACUGACAUUUGUUGUGGGCCACAAAAGGGGGCAGCGUAUCAAAGAGUUGCAACACCUGGACCUUGGAAGAGUUUUAAAUAUCUACAAUCUUGAGAACGUGAGAAGUAGAGGGGAAGCAGAGGAUGCAAAUUUAAUGGGGAAAGAAAAGCUUGUUGGGUUGCAUCUAUAUUGGGGAAGUGGUGUUAAUUGGGGUGGUGAUAGUAGUAGUAGUAGUUCUUCUGUGUUAAUGGGAAAUGAUGAUAAAAAAUCUACCAUUGUUGAAGAAGAUGAUCAUGUGCUACAAGGUCUUCGACCUCAUUCGAAUCUGAAAGAACUGUCAAUCGAAAACUUUGGAGGUGAAAAUUUACCUGGAUGGAUGAUGAGUACUGGCAUUGAGUUAUUUCUCCCUAAUUUGGUGAAACUCUAUCUACAAAACUGCGAGCGAUUGGAGUGUGUCCCCUCACUUGGAUGGCUACCAUCUCUUAAGGUUCUUCAUAUAAAGGGAGUGAAAAGGAUGAAGAGUCUUGGAAGUGAGUCGUAUGAUGGUGGGGAUGGCCGUAGCAUUAAUGGAAGAGCUACAACAUUAUUCCCUUCAUUGGAAGAACUUUCCCUAGGACGGUUGCGUAGCUUAGAAGAAUGGAGGGAACCAUCAGCAGCACAACAAGAAGGCUCAUUAUCAUUAGAUUGCUCUAAUUCCUUCCCUCGCCUUAAGAAGAUAUUUGUUAUAGAUUGCCCCAAGUUGGUGACCAUGCCCAGUCGGUUUGCUUCUCUGAAACUACUCCAAAUCAUAAGAAGUAAUGGCAUCUUGCUAAGGUUAGUGGUGGAGGUUCCCUCUCUUAGCAAACUACAUAUAGUUGAAGUGCCAGAGCUUAAGUUUUUGCCCAACGGAUUACUACUGCACAACAAUAUCAAAGUAUUGCAUAUUCAGAAAUGCCCCAACCUUGAAGCAAUUAUUACACCCCCAAGUGAUGAGGAUGAGAAUGAGAAUGUAGCUGAUGAUGAUGGUGUGCAAGAAGUAGUCCAGCUCCCAUCGUCUCUGGAAAUACUACAGGUAAAUAAUUGCCCUUCUCUGACAUCAUUGCCAGAUCUACGAGGUCUGCAGCACUCUCUUCGGAAAUUUUGUUUUCACAGCAAUGAAAAAAUCACUCGAUUACCAGAGGGUCUACACACCCUCCGCACCCUUGAAUUGUUGAGUAUUGGUGGGUUUUCAUCGGAGCUGGAGUCUUUUCCCGACUUGGAGCCUCUCCAACACUUUCCCUCCCUUCGAACCUUACAUAUUGAAGGCUGGUCUAAGCUUACGUCUCUUCCUGAGCAACUUCAGAGUCUCACCCAAUUACAAAGGUUGGGAAUACAUGUGUUUCAUAGUUUGACAGCUCUGCGGGAGUGGCUCGGGAACCUUUCGCUUCGAACGCUGAUGCUUAAAGAGUGCAAUAAUCUGAUGUAUUUUCCAAAAGUGGAGGAAGGAAUGCGAUGCUUCACUGUACUAGAGUGGUUCAGCAUUGUCAGUUGCCCACUUCUCAAAGAAAGAUGCAUCAGGGAAAGAGGCGAGGAGUGGCCUACGAUUAAACAUAUUCAAAACAUCAAAAUCGAUGGCCAAUACAUUUAG
This is a messenger RNA of Telopea speciosissima, 3600 nucleotides long. Its product is annotated as putative disease resistance protein RGA1. Gene Ontology annotation, molecular function: ADP binding. NCBI's taxonomy places the organism in Eukaryota, Viridiplantae, Streptophyta, Magnoliopsida, Proteales, Proteaceae. The record is from RefSeq and is a predicted model, not a curated record. The transcript has a single exon. Bases 1 to 3600 code for a protein of 1199 amino acids. Gene Ontology annotation, biological process: defense response to other organism.